Sparassis crispa is the source of this 168-nucleotide messenger RNA. RefSeq lists its product as hypothetical. The transcript has a single exon. The coding region runs from base 1 to 168 and encodes 55 amino acids. The record is from RefSeq and is a predicted model, not a curated record. NCBI's taxonomy places the organism in Eukaryota, Fungi, Basidiomycota, Agaricomycetes, Polyporales, Sparassidaceae.
AUGAAUGACACCCCCGCUGCAAGAGUGGGGGCGACAUUCAUCCUCCUCGUCUCUCGCGUGUCUGGCACCCUCGACCAUGCAACGAGCACCGUGCCCCGCAAGAGGGACGACAAUGACAAUGCCCUCGCUUCAAGAGCGGGGGCAUUUGUCCUCGUCCUUGUCAUCUGA